Moneuplotes crassus is the source of this 460-nucleotide messenger RNA. The record is from the annotation of a GenBank genome assembly. NCBI's taxonomy places the organism in Eukaryota, Ciliophora, Spirotrichea, Euplotida, Euplotidae.
AUGAAUGAAACUAAGGUAUUGGUUGGACCUAGAAUAAAGUUCACUUUUACUGGGCUCCGUAAGCCGAAUUAUACUCAGAUACGAUUUCGGAACGAUACCAAACUCCCUUGUUUAAACCGGAGACCUUUGAUUAGUAUAAAGAGGAGAAGAGAUCAGAUGAAUAAUAGCUUACUUAAGGUGCAGAGAAAGCGAAUACUUUUCUCGCAAUCACCGCCUCCUUCUGAGGGAUAUUUUAAAUAAAGGUUUACGGCCUCCCAAGUUCUUCUGUAAGCUUGAGAAAGAUACUUGGAUUCCAGUAACCAAAGCGCUUUGAGAGAGAUUCAGGCGAAAACGUGCAGGUAGAAAUAGGCCUAAUCGAAAUGUGAAUGACUUGACUAAUCCAAGGCGGAUGACCAUCAGGGCCGAAUCACGUUUUCACCUCUAACCUAAAAAUCUUGUGCUACAAAACAUAUAUUUUCAA